AUGGAUGGUGAAACAGAUUCAUCCAAAGGGAAGAAUAUAGAGUGUGAUAUGCAGAAGAAGAAUCCAGUCUACCAUCUAGGAUCGAGUGAUGGUCCAGGUAUCAUCAUCACGCCGAUUGUUCUAAAGGGGACUAACUAUGAUGAAUGGGCUAGAGCCAUAAGAAUAUCAUUGAUAGCUAAAAGAAAGUUUGGUUUUGUUGAUGGAACUAUCACAAAACCUGAAUAUAGUGAUCAGUUGGAAGAGUGGAUUGUUGUCCAGUCAAUGCUUGUUUCAUGGAUUAGCAACACGUUAGAUUCAUCAAUCAGAUCGAGCUUGGGAUAUUAUGAUAACGCAAACUUGCUGUGGACACAGUUGAAGAGACGAUACUGUGUUGUAAGUGGAACGAGAAUCUGUCAGCUAAAAGCUUCGUUAGCCGAGUGCAAACAAAAGAAAGCAGAAGGUGUAGCAGAUUACUUUGGGAGAUUGAACAAGAUAUGGGAUGAGAUGGUAACAUACAUCAAGGUACCUCAGUGCAAGUGUGGAAAGUGCACUUGUGAUAUCGCGUCACAAGUAAGUAUGUUGAGAGAAGAAGACUUGCUGCAUUAUUUUUUGAUUGGAUUAGACUCUGUGUAUAGUUCCGUGCGUGAACAACUAUUGGCUAGAUACCCGUUGCCAUCAACAGAUGUAGCAUACCAGACAAUGGUGAAUUCGGAGAGUCUGCGUAUAGGAGAAGUAUCUAUGUUUACGCAGGUACAUGACAAUGUGAUGGCAUUCAGAGUACAAUCUGAUCAACGUCAACUCAACAAUACGUAUGAUCCUAACAAGCAUUGCAAGUACUAUAGUAGAGAUGGACACUCAGAGGAUGGGUGUUUUCAACGUAUUGGAUACCCAGAAUGGUGGGGAGACAUACCUAGAGGCGGAAGAGGAUCUGGUCGAGGAGGAAGAACCAAUGGUAGAGGGCGUGGUGGCACUAACUUUGCUGGUGGCAGAGGAGGCCGCGGACAAGGUGCAGUCAACCAGGUUCGAGCACACAACCUUAACAUAUCAGACAUAAGGCAGUCAGGUGGAGCGUCCUCAUCAGAAGCUUCAGGUUUGACUGGAGUCACAACAACUCAGCUUCAACAGGUGCUUGAGUUUUUAAACUCAAGAAAAUCUACGCCUCAACUUCAAGGUAACAAGAACGAAACUGUUUGGAUUGUAGACAAGGGAGCUACAAAUCAUGUCACAUAUAAAAGGGACGACAUGAUAGAGAUAAAAGAUAUUAAGGCAUGCACUAUUGGACUUCCAGAUGGGAAGUAUGCACUUUCUGAGAAGAUAGGAACUGUUAUCCUUCCUGGGGAUUUGAGACUAGAAAAUGUGCUUUAUGUGCCUCGGAUAACUUUUGAAGUUAUGGCUGUUAGUGGAGAUUCGUAUGAGCUAUGGAAUUGGCGUAUGGGACAUCCUUCAGAAAAAGUUUUGCAGAAGUUACAAGGACGUCAGUUUAAUAAAGAUAUCAAAAUUGUUAGAAGUGAUAAUGGAACUGAGUUCAAUGCAUUGCGUGGAUACUUUCGAACUAAUGGGAUAGUGUUUGAGACAUCCUGUUUGAAGGUAUUUGGAUGCCUGUGUUAUGUGCAUGAUCAAAGUAGUAAAAGGGAUAAAUUUGCGAGCAGAGGAAGAAGGUGUGUCUUCCUUGGUUAUCCGUUUGGUAAAAAGGCGUGGCAAGUUUAUGAUUUAGACACGAAAGAAUUUCGGGUGUCAAGAGAUGUCAAGUUUUUUGAACAUCAAUUUCCGUUUAAGAUUGAUGGUGAAUCAAGUAAGAGGGCGAAUGAGAUGAUGCAGUCGAGAUUUACCGCUUCAUCUGCGACUAAUGUGCAAGGUGUAUCGGCUGAGAGGGUUCAGUUCAGUCCUGAUGAGUACUGGAGUGAUGAUGAAAACAGCGAGGAAGCAGUAUUAGCUCCUCAAAGUGGAGUUCCAACAGAGACAGAUGAUGCUGGGGCUUCAGCCGAGACCGAGGAAGCUGGUGUUUCUACUGAGACUGACGGGACUGGUAGUUCAGCUGAGUCUGAGAGUAUGGGUCAGAGAAUACAAUGUGAUGUUCCGGAAAAACAUGAAGACAAUAUGGCUUCUCGCAAUGAUGACAUGGGUAAAGGAAAGCGUCAGAAGUUUCCGUCUAGCAGACUCAAAGGAUUUGUGACGCACACCAUUAGAGAAAAUAGUCUACCUCAUCCUCAUUCUACACAAUCAUCAGCCUCAGCUGGGUCUGCACCGCGUAACUUUAAAGAAGCCAUGAAACAUCCAGGGUGGAGGAAAUCCAUGGAGGCAGAAAUCCGAGCUUUGGAAGAACAAGGUACAUGGGAAUUGCAAGAAUUACCGCCGGGCAAGAGAGCCCUUGGGAGUAAAUGGAUUUACACGGAGAAGUAUGAUGAAAAUGGGAAGUUGGGAGACAUGCAGCUUAAUGUCUUGGUUUAUGUAGAUGAUUUGAUUGUUGCAGGGAAUAAUCUAGUGGAGCGGAAGUAUGCAUUGGAUAUUAUCAUGGAAACGGGUUUAUUAGGAGCUAAACCUGCUGAGUUUCCAAUGGAGACUAACCAUCGUCUUGCUUUGGCGCAGGGAGAUUGGUUUGCUGAUGUGGAGAAAUAUAGAAGACUAAUUGGUAGACUGAUUUAUUUGGCAGUGAAUCGACCUGAUCUUACAUACUCGGUGCAUACAUUGUCUCAGUUUAUGCAAAAACCGAGAAUGGAACAUUGGGAAGCUGCACUUAGAGUGGUUCGAUACUUGAAAAAGAAUCCUGGGCAAGGCAUUUUGUUGCGCUCUAAUAGUAACCUAAGUUUGCAAGGGUGGUGUGACUCAGAUUGGGCAAGUUGUCCUUUAACUAGACGUUCAUUGACAGGAUGGUUUGUUUGUCUUGGGAGUUCCCCGGUGUCUUGGAAGACAAAGAAGCAACCAACUGUUUCUCGGAGCUCAGCUGAAGCAGAAUACAGGUCCAUGGCGGCAGCAACCUGUGAGUUAAAGUGGUUGAAACAGUUACUAGGUGAUUUCGGAGUUCGUCAUGCGCAUGGAAUGAAGCUCCUGUGUGAUAGUCAAUCAGCGUUAUACAUUGCUCAGAAUCCAGUUUUUCAUGAACGCACAAAACAUAUUGAGAUAUCUUCACCAAAUCCUUAG
Messenger RNA from Papaver somniferum (opium poppy), 3117 nucleotides. RefSeq lists its product as uncharacterized. The record is from RefSeq and is a predicted model, not a curated record. Lineage: Eukaryota; Viridiplantae; Streptophyta; Magnoliopsida; Ranunculales; Papaveraceae. The coding region runs from base 1 to 3117 and encodes 1038 amino acids. The transcript is spliced from 8 exons.